Molecule: messenger RNA, 1651 nt
Organism: Amoebophrya sp. A120
Lineage: Eukaryota; Dinophyceae; Syndiniales; Amoebophryaceae
Source: the annotation of a GenBank genome assembly
AAGCGACGAAAUUUCGGUUUGAGAUGAGGAGCCAAGCAGUACCGAUUCGGUGUCCUCGAUAGUCGUAUUGUUGUUUUACGUGUGUCUGCCGAUUACCAUUUCUUCUAACUUCGUCAAUACCUGCUCGGUCGUUAUCAACAUGGUCACAUCUUUACGGCUAUGCGUAUUUUCGUGCGAUACCAUCAAUCGGUAAGAAUGAGUUGUCUAGUAAACUUCGGUUUUGCAUAGUUCUUGCCCCCUACGUUCGGUGAUUACAAGCGAGAAACAACAUUGAUAUCGGUUUUCCUCGUCGUGCUUUAGAGACAUACAGAAAAAUAUAUCAGCAGAUGAUGCAGAAACGCGAACAUCUCAGCUCAUCUAAUUCUCAACAGUUUUCCUAUUUCAUACUUUGAAUUUCCCGCCUUAACAAUUAAGCAAAUUUCUAGCUCUUCCAUAACGAUAGAAGCUAGCACUGAUUUUAUAGACGCAUAAUUAUUGAAGUUAUUUUGCAGAACCGAACUCCUCGUCUGAGAAACAAUUCUUGACAGUUCAUCUGCUUGGACGUUGAACGUUGAACGCACACACACUCACGACAAUGUCCGCCCCGCAGCAACAGCAGCGCCAGAGUGGCAAGGCUCGUAGCAGCAGCAAGGGCAAGGGCAAGGAUGGGCGCAGCAGCAGCAAGGGGAAGCAGCAGCGGGUCAGCAACAAGGGCCAACCGAUCAAUCCGGUGUCUGCUUACAGCCUACACUCGGCGCCCGUGUCCUACAUGGCUAUGGACAACUACGCGGUACAUCUAGCACCUGCUGAUGUAAAGUUUUUUCUUGUAGGAAAUCUAACCCUAGUCCUGGAUUGACGAAAACUCCAUUUGUUCCAACGCACCUCCUGUUUUUUGCCCACGGCAUCAAAAUGAUAAACGAUAUAGUUACACGUGAAUUUCAAAUUUGUUGAAGUUGGUCAUGCUCAAAAACAAAUUCAGGUACCCUCUGCUCUGUCCCAGGGCAGCAUUGUUCAACAGGAUCUACCAUCCUAUCUGAAGAGUGCGAAUUCCUCCGCCGGACGGUUCUCCGCUGCGAACACGAGCCAAAUGGGAAGCAGGCCCCCAUCCCAGCAGCCUAUGUCAGGCAUGGAUCCCAUGGUGCGCCCACCGAGUGCCCGCAAAUCCAACAGCAACCCGGCACCGAAGAAGCGCGAUUGCUGCUUGUUUUGCGGAGGAUGCUAAAAGAAAUUGUGUUUUCAUGAUGCACCAGCACGACGAACACAUGCACUACGAACAGCUUCUUGUUCUGUGAUUGUGAUGUUAGUUUACUACAAAACUUAUUGCAUACUUAUCCAUGAUACAAUUACUUAAACAUGUCUAUUUUUGCGUGUAGUACCUUUUGAACAAUCAUCAUCGACAUCUUGCAACAGCGAAAAUUUCGGCUGGCAAGCUCAAACAUGUGAGUAAAAAGUUUCCUUGCUUUUGGCCUCCUUAAUUUUGUAACAGCACGUAGAUGCACACCACGCUCACGCUCCACAUGCUUGAUAAGUUGUAGAGCCGCUGUUUUUUUAACACAGUGACUGCACAUGCUGCACAUUGAUAAUUGCAAAUGCUGGUGGCAGUUUCUCAGUGAGCUCCUGCCGUGCGACGUGCUUCUACUACCUAGAAACCAAAAACUAAAACAUCUCGUGC